GAAACGCCUCCUAAUACAAGUAUCUUAACGUCGGCCAGAAAGAGUAAUGGAUGAUGAGUUACGAUAACAUUGCUAACAAAGACACCCCACGAGUUGGCUUUCCCUUAUUUUAACUUCUGCAAAAUUUAUCACUUCUUUCUUCUUAACUUUACAGGUCUCCCACCUGCCCCCACCCCAACCCCCUAAUCUGCCACCAGUCAGUUCGAAAUUUGACCCCCAAACCCAUCCUCUUUUAGCCCCCACCCUCCUUCACCAGCUACACUUAUACUGAUUCUCUUCUUGUAGGCACCCACACCGACUCUUCCUCUUUCUGUUCUUCCACAAAGUUGAAUUAAAGCGAAGAAAAAGAGAAACCCCACUACUUGUCCACUUGUUCUCUUUUGGCUCAAAAAGUUUUGCAAUACUCUCACCAACUAUUACUUGGGUCAUUUUUUUUCUGCUGGUUGGAGUUUCUAAUUCUUCAAUAGCCAAUCGGAUAAAAUCUUUGUUAGGCCCUUCUCCUUGCCCUCACCCCACUUCACCACCCACCCAAUUCCCCACCCGCUGCCUACUCUUCAAGUUUUCUUUUUCAAGAUGGAAUUUAGAGACUCGCAUAACGAAAACCAAGAUGGUGGCAGCAGCAAUAAUAACAAUAAUACCAACAACAACGACAAUAAUAACAAAGCACUUUCUACCGUAGUUGUUAAGAAGCCAUCUAAAGACCGUCACACCAAAGUUGACGGUCGAGGACGGCGCAUACGGAUGCCAGCUUUAUGCGCAGCCCGAGUUUUCCAACUCACGAGAGAGUUAGGUCACAAGUCUGAUGGCGAAACUAUUGAGUGGCUUCUACAACAAGCUGAACCGUCUAUUAUUGCUGCAACAGGAACAGGUACAAUUCCAGCAAAUUUCUCAACUCUUAACAUUUCUUUACGGAGCAGUGGGACAACAAUUUCAGCUCCGCCGUCGAAAUCCGCACCGCUUUUCAUCCACGGUGGCGCCACCACUAUGCUAGGUUUCCACCACCAGCUUCCGGGGAGCACUUUUGGCCAAGACCCAGAUGAGAAUUUCAUGAAAAAAAGGUACAAGGAAGAUACAGCUGGAGCAGGAGCAACUUCACCAUCAUCUUCAUCAGCUAAACCGGAAAGAACCGGAGUUCAAGGUACUGAACCGGAUCAAGAAUCAAAACCCGGUUCAUCUAGCUACAUACCGGCUCCAGCUAUGUGGGCGGUUGGACCGGCAGCCGGUAACGUAGGGAACACGUUCUGGAUGUUACCGGGCACGUCAUCAACCAUGCAGAGAAUUGGCGGGUUUGAAUUACCAGGAGGUGGCCGGUUCAGUCCGGUUCAACUAGGAUCAAUGUUUUUGCAGCAACCACAGCCGGUUCAGCAGCUGGGGUUAGGUGUCACAGAGACAAAUAUGGGAAUGUUGGCAUCUAUGAAUGCAUAUAAUAAUAAUAAUAAUAAUAAUAAUAGUAGUAGUAGGGGUAGUGGGAUUGAUUUGGGCAUGAAUUUGGAGCAACACCAUCAUCAUCAUCAUCAAAAUCAGCCACAAAAUAGUGACAGUGGUGAUGAAAAUCACAAAGAUUCUCAAUCAUGAUUCCAACAUUGAUGCCAUUUGGAUAAAUUCAUGAUGUUUAUUUUAAUAAUUUAAUGUAGUUAGGAGAGAAUUGCUUGUGGUCAUUGUAAAUGUUUUAUUUUCAGUGUUAUCUUCACUCAUUUUUAACGUU
Molecule: messenger RNA, 1705 nt
Organism: Capsicum annuum
Lineage: Eukaryota; Viridiplantae; Streptophyta; Magnoliopsida; Solanales; Solanaceae
Product: transcription factor TCP8
Exons: 1
Coding region: 574-1575 (333 amino acids)
Cellular component (GO): nucleus
Molecular function (GO): DNA-binding transcription factor activity; sequence-specific DNA binding
Source: RefSeq, a predicted model, not a curated record